This is a messenger RNA of Kazachstania africana CBS 2517, 1470 nucleotides long. It is a transcript of the gene YCK2, whose product is annotated as serine/threonine protein kinase YCK2. Gene Ontology annotation, biological process: peptidyl-serine phosphorylation; endocytosis; signal transduction. Lineage: Eukaryota; Fungi; Ascomycota; Saccharomycetes; Saccharomycetales; Saccharomycetaceae. The transcript has a single exon. Gene Ontology annotation, molecular function: ATP binding; protein serine/threonine kinase activity. Gene Ontology annotation, cellular component: nucleus; cytoplasm. The record is from RefSeq and is a predicted model, not a curated record. The coding region runs from base 1 to 1470 and encodes 489 amino acids.
AUGUCUCUUACUCCACAACAAGCCACAUUUAACUCAGCCAGCGUCAAGAAUUUCAAGAAAGUUAGCAAUAUGACUUCUGGCAAUGACAACAAUAACUAUAAUGACUCCUCUACUAUAGUGGGUUUGCACUACAAAAUAGGGAAGAAAGUUGGCGAGGGGUCCUUCGGUGUGCUAUUUGAAGGUAUUAACAUGAUCAAUAAUAUGCCUGUAGCCAUCAAAUUCGAGCCUAGAAAGACGGAUGCCCCGCAAUUAAAAGACGAGUACAGAGCUUAUAAGAUUCUGUCUGGAACACCUGGCAUACCUCAAGCGUACUAUUUCGGUCAAGAAGGUCUACACAAUAUUCUAAUUAUCGAUCUGUUAGGUCCUUCUUUAGAAGAUUUGUUUGAUUGGUGUGGAAGGAGAUUUUCUAUUAAGACUGUAGUUCAAGUUGCAGUACAAAUGAUCACUUUAAUCGAGGAUUUACAUGCUCACGAUCUUAUUUACAGAGAUAUUAAACCUGAUAAUUUUCUCAUCGGCAGACCGGGACAACCAGAUGCUAAUGACAUUCAUAUGAUUGAUUUCGGUAUGGCCAAGCAAUAUAGAGACCCAAAGACGAAACAACAUAUCCCAUACCGUGAAAAGAAGUCCUUAAGUGGUACUGCUCGUUAUAUGUCUAUAAAUACACAUCUGGGAAGGGAACAAAGUAGAAGAGACGACAUGGAGGCACUAGGCCAUGUAUUUUUCUAUUUUUUAAGAGGCCAAUUACCUUGGCAAGGACUCAAGGCGCCAAAUAACAAGCAAAAAUAUGAAAAAAUUGGUGAAAAGAAACGAGUGACAAAUGUUUACGAUUUGGCACAAGGAUUACCAAUUCAAUUUGGACGUUAUUUGGAAAUUGUAAGAAAUUUAUCGUUUGAUGAAACACCAGAUUACGAAGGUUACAGACAACUUUUAUUGUCCAUCUUAACUGAUCUUGAUACCGAAGCAGAUGGUGAAUAUGACUGGAUGAAGCUAAAUGGUGGUCGUGGUUGGGAUCUUACGAUAAAUAAGAAACCAAAUCUUCAUGGUUAUGGACAUCCAAAUCCACCAAAUGAAAAGGCAAGAAGACAUAAACAGUCACAGGCUGGUGCUCAGGCAAACUUACAAAAGCAACAGCAACAACAAUUAGAAGAUCAAGCAAAUAAUAUCGACCCAACAUCAUAUGAAGCAUAUCAGGAACAAACAAGACGCAAAUAUGAACUAGAACAAGAGCAAAAGGCACACAACCAUCACCCUCAUCAAAAUAAUCUUAAUGCCUAUCAAAGACAAAAUGUACCAAAUGCCGCCGCUGUCAAUAUCAACAAUCAUAAUAUUAAUAAAAACACGCAUGCGCAAUAUAGCGCUCAAAACAAUAAUGUAAAUUAUCAAAGACAACAACAAGCACAGCAAAAUAAUUUAGAUAUUCAUUCAGUAGAGACUAGGAAAGGAUUCUUCAGUAGAUUGGGAUGCUGCUAA